Molecule: messenger RNA, 5885 nt
Organism: Pangasianodon hypophthalmus (striped catfish)
Lineage: Eukaryota; Metazoa; Chordata; Actinopteri; Siluriformes; Pangasiidae
Gene: adarb2
Product: adenosine deaminase RNA specific B2 (inactive)
Exons: 10
Coding region: 2091-4241 (716 amino acids)
Biological process (GO): RNA processing; adenosine to inosine editing
Cellular component (GO): cytoplasm; nucleolus
Molecular function (GO): tRNA-specific adenosine deaminase activity; double-stranded RNA adenosine deaminase activity; double-stranded RNA binding
Source: RefSeq, a predicted model, not a curated record
UCCUGGGAAUUGUCUCAUGAUCGUACAUUCCUGCUUAGCCAGAUUUUGACUGUGGCUUGCUCUCACACAUUAUCCUCUUUCCUGAUUAUUUUGCAUUACAUUCCUGCAUAAAUAUGAAUGUGUGAACUAAGCUUAUCUAAUUACACCAGUGUUAGUGACUAGUUUAAAGAAUUAAGUAAAACAGGACAUGAUAAUUACCUGGAUUAACAAGGUGUUUACUACAAACAUAUUCUCACUAACUUUUACUGCAAUGUCACGUUUUACCUAUUAAGUAGAAAAGUAAAUUGGACUUUAGCCCCAAAGCACACACGCUGCACUUAAAGAGCUUCCGAGGUAAUGGUUUCUAUAAAUAACACCACUUGAAGAACAGAGAAUUAGUCUUAUCCUGCUUUUCCAACAAGCCGAACACGGGUUCUGCCACAGUCUCGGUGCAAAGGUUCGUCUGAAAGCAUUGAAGCCAUCCCAGCCGGAGUAAUGAACAGGAUGUUAUCUAUCCCAAGCAGAGAGGUAAAUGCCAGUCUUAUCUGCAAAGCUUUACCCAUAUGUUCAAAUCCGUGGCACAAGGACAGGGAAAAAAUCGGCCUGCCUUCCACUGCUAUCUCAACACAAACACAGUGCUCUCCAAAAUGGAGCCAGGCAGCAGUGCGAGCUCCACACCAGGCUCUGCUUUCAGGCUCCAAAGCUCACAUGAGUAUUUACCAGAGCUUAAUGACUGGGCCUUGCUAACUUUCCACCCGCUGCCAAGCGAGGGAUAUUUUCCAGCUGAGCGCUCGAGCUGGAGUGUGUAGCAUUGCGGCUUAAAGCAGGUUUGAUUUUUCCAAAAGCUUUCUGGCCUGCUUUUAUGUCACUACCAAAGAGAUCAAAGGUCAGACUUUGCAGUUAUACAUAUCAGAACCACAACAGGGUACUGGGUUCGAUCCUGAGCUCAGGUUACUGUCUUUGUGCACUUUCACAUCUUUUCCCCAUGCCCAUGUGGUGGGUUUCCUCCAGGUUCCCUGGUUUUCUCCAACUGCCAGAACCAUACCAGUAGGUAGAUGCCAAUGCUAAAUUGCCCCCUAGGUGUGAAUGCAUGUGUACAUGAUGCCCUGCAAUUGACUGGCGUCCCACCUCAUACCCAUUUAUGGCAUUUGGCAGACACCCUUAUCCAGAGCAACUUACAUAUAUCUAAUUUUUUAUACAGCUAAGGGCAAAGGGCCUUGCUCAAGGGCCCAGAAGCAGCAGUUUGGCAGUGCUGGGAUUUAAACUCAUAACCUUCCAUGCUGAAAGGCCAUGUCUUAUCUACUGAGCUACCACUGCCCAGUGGUCCUAGGAUGGGCUGGAGAUCCACCAGGAUAAAGCACUUCCUGAGGAUAAACAAACAUAAUUUCAUGAUUGCAGGUACCCAAAAGUUUCCAUUAACCAACUCUGAAUCCCUGAGUUUGAAUGGUUGACAAAAAAAAAAAAAAAUCCACACAACUUUGACAAAAAACACACAAAACACAAGACAUUUGCAAAGACUUAUGGUACUGCACAGGAAGUAGAAGGUUAAUGUGCCUACCAAGCAUUAGAAGUCUGUCUCACAACAAAAUCGUUCUCAUCAAUACAUGCCAACAACUUUAUAUACUUUCUUCAACCGCUGGUGUUCAUUGUAAAAUAUUGUAAAAUAAAAGAUUCUGAUUUUUAAAUAACAAAUUUUAAAUCAGAAUUCAUGUUGGAAAAAAGGGUUAAAUAAGAACUAUAUUAUCAUCCACAUAACUUCCAGCUUGAAGUGGCGUGACGUGGCCUAGAGGGCAUAGUGAUACCAAACUGCACUAAAGCCGUAAGUGACUCUGGUUUUCCAAAAUGGCCGCCUGUUCAGCUACAUUGUGAGGUUUUGUUUACAGCAAGUUAACUUACAGCAAGUUAACUUGGGUCUUAAACAGCAUCAGGAAGUUUGCAUGACUGCUGAAAAAUGCAAAUGAAAUUUGAGGUAGAGAUUUAUAUAAAUGAUUUCGGAGGAGGUAGAUAUACAUUUCUUGUAGAUAUUCAUUUCUAGCUUUGGUGCGUAUCUAAGGAAGCAAACUCCAGGCAGGACUUGUCUGAUCAACAACACUUGAGAAAAAGUGAGCAGCAUGCUGUCUGCACUGAUUGUCCCCUUCAAGUAUAUGAGUCCAGGUCCGAGCAGCACAGAGGAUGAAGACACGCUAAGUACCAGCAGUACAGAGGUCAAAGAGAACUGGAACACAGGGAACUUUGAGGACCGCACAAUCAUGACAUCAGAUCGUCCAUCCUUCUUCCUGUCCGAUUCGUCCCGGAGCAGCACGGGCACUCUGAAACGGAAGCGUCCGUUAGAGGAGGACAACAACGGACGUGUAUGUGAGCUGCGAGUGUGCUGCAGAAGGUCCUCAUGGUCAGACACACCGAAGAACGCCGUGGUGCAGCUGAACGAGCUGCGUCCGGGUCUGCAGUACCGCACCGUGUCUCAGACGGGCCCAGUGCACGCUCCACUCUUCUCCAUCGCCGUCGACGUCAACGGGCUCACCUUCGAGGGAACGGGCCCUACUAAGAAAAAGGCUAAAAUGAGGGCAGCUGAGUUAGCGCUCAGCUCCUUUGUGCAGUUCCCCAACGCCGCUCAGGCUCACUCAGCCAUGGGAGGAGUAUCUAAUCCCACCACGGACUUCACCUCUGACCUUUCGGACUUCCCUGAAACACUGUUUAAAGGUUUUGAACCAGACGGUUUUCGUUCAGCCAAGUCUGAGCUGCUCUCUAGCGCCCUCCGAUUGCGCCACACGCUGGACUUGAUGGUGGUACAAGCAAGGCAAGGUGACGCCCACUUUUCCACACCUCCACCAACACCUGAACCGCCUCCUCCACCAAGCCCCGUAGUGCUGCUGAAUAAUCUGCGGCCGGGAGCACGCUAUGCCUGCCUGUGCCAGAGCGCCCGGGGCAGACGCGCUCGCCGCUGCUUCGUGAUGGCCGUGCUGGUGGACGGCAGAAUAUUCGAGGGCACAGGCUGCAGCAAGAAGCUGGCAAAGAGAAAGGCGGCACUGAGUGCCCUGCAGGCACUCUUCAACAUCACACAGGCACCCGAGGCGAGAGUGGGUAUGAUCAAGCGGCCUCAUUUACCCCAGGACUUUGCAGAUGCCGUGUUUCAUUUGGUGAGGGAGAAAUACAGCGAACUGAUUGGCUGCUCCUCCCUCAUGCACGCAUGUCACAAAGGCCUGGCGGGCAUCGUCAUGACCAGAGGGCUGGAUGUGAGACAGGCUGAAGUGGUAGCACUGGCUACAGGCACUAAGUGCAUUAACGGAGAGUAUCUGAGUGACCAGGGCCUGACUGUGAACGACUGUCACGCAGAAAUUACAGCCAGACGAGCCUUACUGCGCUUCCUCUACUCACACCUGGAGCUGCACCUCAGUAAACGAGAGGAGGACAAGGAGCAGUCCAUCUUCGUUCGACAUAAAGACUCAUCUUUCAGGCUGAGAGAGAACGUCCUCUUCCACAUGUACAUCAGCACAUCACCGUGCGGAGACGCCCGCAUUAACUCACCCUACGAGCUCACCACGGACUUCUCGGUGCACAGCAGCAGACCAGUGGCGAAGAAGUUCCACAGCCAUCUGCGGAGUAAGAUCGAGUCGGGGGAAGGCACGCUGCCGGUCAGGUGCAGAUCAGCCGUACAGACGUGGGACGGAGUGAUGCAGGGCGAGAGACUCAUCACGAUGUCCUGCACUGACAAGAUAGCCAGGUGGAACGUGCUCGGCCUCCAGGGGGCGCUGCUCAGUCACUUUGUCGAGCCCGUGUAUCUGUACAGUGUGACGGUAGGCAGCGUGACACACACCGGACACCUCUCCAGAACACUGAACCAGAGGAUGGAGCGUCUCGGCUCACUUCCUGCCUGCUACCGUCGCAACCAGCCGCUACUCAGCAGUCUAAGCAGCAGUGAGUGUUGGCAGCAGCUCAAGGCUUCGUGCUUCAGCGUGAACUGGACUGCAGGAGACGAGCAGCUGGAGGUGAUCAACGCCUCCACGGGCAAACGCCGAGACUGCGGAGCUCCAUCACGACUCUGUAAACGUGCACUUUUCACACGCUGGAACAGAGUCUACCGCAAACUGGUAGCGAGUGCUCCGGGUUCAAGCGCCGGCCCGCUGACGUACGGCGAGGCCAAGCAGGCGGCGGCGUCCUACCAGAGCGCGAAGGAGCAGUGGGUGCGAGCUCUGAGGGAAGCCGGGUUGGGGACGUGGGUCCGGAAACCGGCUGAGCAAGAGCACUUCAUGCUGACGGCGUGAGGAAUCGAUGAUGGACAAAAAACGUUAGUAUGCGCGAGUGAGAAAGAGUGAGACUGACUGUAAACCUGAAGACUUGCUUUCCCCAAUCCUGAGGAGGAGAAGGUGCAGAAGGAAAAACUGGGUUUUGGGAACGACUCUUCAUUUUCACCUUCCAGCGUCCCCUUUCUCUACUCACCUGCGGCUGUCACACUCCACUAAAAGUGUGUGUGUGUGUGUGUGUGUGUGUGUGUUUGUGUGUGUUAACCUUCGACAAAGUGAAAGGCAGCAGCCAUGUUGUCAUCGCUGGCCUGUUUCCGGAUGCUCGGCCCCUGUAGAGUUGUUCGCACACCGUCCAAUUAAAGGCGCUGUCAGAAUGAUGCGCGCCCCUCCUCCUCUUUUCUCUCUCACACACUUAUACAAGCCUUACAUUUUUUUUUUUCCUUCAUCAAGCACACAAGCUCUCUUGCUCUCACCUCUAAAAGAAAAAAAAAGAGCAGGAGGGUGGUUUGACAUUGCAGCGACAGGUUAAUUCAAGCCCUUUUGUGUGCAGCACAGGGAAUAUAAAGAGACGAGUGGAGGAAAUAGUGACAAGCUAACAUAAAUGGUGCCAUUAAAGCACGGCGGGUCUGUGCGGAGCGCUCGAGCUGGUACACCACGCCGCUUUAAUACCUCUCCGCACGUGACAUGUCCUUGUUUUUUCUGGGUUUUUUUUGUUUGUUUCUUUCCCUUUGUGUUGCUUUACCGUAUAUUUACUAAAAGCGCAGGGCAGGAGCAGCGACCCGUGUUAAAAAGAGAAAAGGGGGAAUCGGACACACGGGAGCGCUGUGGAGAAAAACUGUGUUUUUUUGGUGUGAAAUGUACAGCGUUAUUGUUGUUCGUCAAAGUCCCAUCCAUGGAGUAUGAAGUAGGACAGUUCUGUAGCUACACGUUACGAGAAGCAGGCGGAAUAAUAGCUGUAGCGAUUACGAUUACAAACUGGGGUUUUGCCACAUGAUGUUUUUGCCACGUUUAAUUAUUAUUACACAGUAAUAUAUUUUAAAAUCUCGUAUAUAUUUUUUUAAAUGGUGUUACUAGCUAGUCAUCAGGCCUGUGUGUUUAUCAGGCGACACACAGAGGACCAAAGUAGACAAAAUGAAAUAUGUUCGUCUUUAAUUUAAAAUGAAACAUCUGUAAUUUAAAAUCUAAGAUGUAGGCGACUCAUUUUAUAUUAACUGAAAAAUGUUUUCAUCUUACUUCUGUCUCAUGUUUACAGGAAAAAAGAAAAUUAUAUAAUAAAAAUAAAAUUGUCAUUUAAAAUAACAGACCACAUUAAAAUUCAAGUCAGAUGUUAAAAAUGCAGCAAAAAAUGUGGGAAAAAAUCAUAAAUAAAUAAUGAUCUUUGGUUUAAGAUACAGGCAGCCUGUUUUAUGACUAGGCAUAAAUGAUAUAUAAUCAUACAAAUCUUACUUCUCUGUCUCAUAUUAACAGAAGAAAAAUACAUAAAAAUAAAUUUAAAUUUGUUAUGCAGAAUAACAGUCCACAAUACAAUUCUAACAUCCAAUGUUAAAAACAGUUUAAAAAAAAAAAUGGGGAAAAAUUAAUAAAUAAAUACUGAUAUUGGUCUAAGAUAGUGACUUUUUUAAAAGAAAAGAAUGCAUAAAUAUGACCUUUUAAAAAUCACAUUUU